This is a messenger RNA of Brassica oleracea var. oleracea, 768 nucleotides long. RefSeq lists its product as uncharacterized. Lineage: Eukaryota; Viridiplantae; Streptophyta; Magnoliopsida; Brassicales; Brassicaceae. The record is from RefSeq and is a predicted model, not a curated record. The transcript is spliced from 4 exons. The coding region runs from base 310 to 753 and encodes 147 amino acids.
UUUUGCCAGGAGAGAUGCGCCAACCCUAAUCCGGAAAAAAAAAGCAACUCCUUCUUCCUCUUCGACACGGCGGCGAUGAGGGACUUUCGAGUUUCCCUGAAACGGUUCUAUUAAUGGCUGCGCGGUAAAUCGAAUUGAUUGUCCCCUCCACGAUCCAUCUUCAAUGGUUUGCUAACGGCGGUCUCUAAACGGUAUAAAUAGAUAGUUUUCUUUUCCGAUCUGAAGUCUGGCGGCAAGUGUUCCUCCGUCGUCGAGGCGAGACUCUUGCGAUACUGGGAGGCCUGGAAUGUGAAACGCGGCAGCGACCUGAUGUGGGUCGACAUGCUCUUGAUCGACGUUAAUUCAACCAUAAUGCAAGCCACCAUCUAUGCUAACCGCCUUCCGAGAUUCCGGUCUAAGCUCGCCGCCGGAAAAAUGUUUUCUAUAUCCGGUUUCGAUGUUGCCCAGUGUGCUCAGAAUUACCGGCUCACCGACUCUCCUUUGCUGCUCCGGUUUAGUGAUUUAACCGAUUUUGAUGAGUUAGCAGAGCCGGUUUCGCCCUUGCCACAAGAAGGCUUCCGGUUCCGCAAUCAUUCUGAGCUAGCCGAAUUGGCUAACACGAACACACAGCUCCCAGACAUUAUAGGUGAGAUAACAGCUGUUAAGAGUACCGUUAACGACUCUCUUGGAGAGAAGGACCGUAUCAUGGCAACUAUCAAGUUGGAUAAGUAUUUCUUAAUCUUUAGUUUUUUAUUAUUUCCUUUAUAUAAUUAGAUGUGGUAGAAUUCA